Messenger RNA from Nematostella vectensis (starlet sea anemone), 1233 nucleotides. RefSeq lists its product as uncharacterized. Gene Ontology annotation, molecular function: nucleic acid binding. The transcript is spliced from 2 exons. The record is from RefSeq and is a predicted model, not a curated record. NCBI's taxonomy places the organism in Eukaryota, Metazoa, Cnidaria, Anthozoa, Actiniaria, Edwardsiidae. The coding region runs from base 110 to 805 and encodes 231 amino acids. Gene Ontology annotation, biological process: DNA integration.
GAUAAUUCCACAUGAAUCCCUGAGGGACAAGAUAAUCACAAUCUCUCACAAGCAAGGACACUUGGCAAAGACAAAGGAGCUAUUAAGGCGGAAAUACUGGUUCCCAAGAAUGAACAAGCGGAUUGAGGACAUCGUUAGCUCAUGCUUCAGCUGCCAGGUAUCAACAAACACACAUCACACCGAGCCAGCUAAAAUGACAAGCUUACCAGAAAGACCAUGGGAAACGGUGAAGGCAGACUUUUGUGGACAAUUUCCAAACAAAGAAUAUGUACUAGUGGUCACAGACCAGUAUUCAAGAUACCCGGAAGUAGAGUUUAUCACAUCAACAGCACUUAAACCAACCCGGAAGAAACUUAAGAAGAUGUUUGCUACACACGGUGUACCAAAAGUCGUACAAACCGACAACGGACCACCGUUUAACUCCACAGAAUUCACAGAGUUUGCAGCUAUAGAAGGAUUCAGAGAUAAGAAAAUCACACCAAGACACCCGAAAGCCCAAGGCCAAGUUGAAGGCUUUAACAAGCUUAUAAACAAGAUAGCGACUAUUGCUAACCAAGAACACAUAGAUGUACACGAAGCGACAUACGACAUGCUAUCAGCCUACAGAGACACACCACACCCAGCUACAAAGGAGACACCCUAUGAAUUGAUGAUGAACAGAGAAAUAAGAACGAAAUUGGAACAUUUCCAACAGACAAACCGACACAGGAUAGGGAAAUACGACGCAACGGCAGCAAGUACAAAGAACAAACAAAAAUGUACCACGACAAAAGACACAGAGCAACAAAACACAAGCUCGCAGUAGGACAAUCAAAGGAUCAACAGUCAAGGCAAGAAGAAUCGGAGAUGGAAAGAUUGUGUCGAGAUGCAUCAAGAGUUAAACAACUGAAGUCUGCGACAAUACAGGAAGAAAGAGAGGAAGACGGUAGAGAUAUCAAAAAGAUUCCAUCAUGCUUCAAGGAGCAAAUACACCAGCCAAUACACCAGCCAGAAGUGAUUUCACAGCCAAGACGAUCAGGACGGAAACACAUUUCUAUAUUUGACCGGAGACUGCGAGAUUAUUCGAAGUAAUACCAUUAUGAACUAAAUGGAAAGAACAGUAGACACUCAAAAAGAGACACAUUGUUACAGUUAUGUAUUGAUUUAAAAUAUUUAUAGAUUAUGAUUGUACAUAGAAAUGAUUCUCUAUAAUUAUAUAUACAUAUAAGUAUCUGAAAAGGGAGGAAUGUAGUA